This is a messenger RNA of Lycium barbarum (goji berry), 3439 nucleotides long. RefSeq lists its product as uncharacterized. The coding region runs from base 179 to 3187 and encodes 1002 amino acids. The transcript is spliced from 9 exons. The record is from RefSeq and is a predicted model, not a curated record. NCBI's taxonomy places the organism in Eukaryota, Viridiplantae, Streptophyta, Magnoliopsida, Solanales, Solanaceae.
CUAGUCCAUAAUUUUGAAAAAAACAUCAAAGACUGUCACUUUUAAGUUUUAGCUUAAAAUACCACUUGAGAUCCUCAUCAAAUUUAUAUAAAAAAAAUAAUCUUUCUUCUCUCUCUCUCUAUCUCCUAUUUUGAGUUCCUCUACUUCAUUUCUUGUUGAGUGCUUUUGAGAGAUCAAGAUGGAGAGAGGUGUAGAUGUUGAUGCUUUGCUGGAGUAUGUUGAAUUUCAGAUUUUUCCGAGUCAGGGCAGGUAUGAGACACGUAUGUGCUAUGGGGACAAGGUAGUGGCAGCACCCUCUGGGCUCCUAGAGCAAUUAGUGCAACAUUCUCCCAAAAUCAAAUCUUUGCACUCCAAAGGAUCAGAUUCCAGUUUCAAAUUUAAGCCUCUGGGAAAUCUAAGUGAUGCCAAAUGGUUUACGAAAUCCACUUUAAUCAGGUUUCUUCGUAUUAUCAGUUCAUCAGAUGUAAUUAAUGUGGCCAAGGCGAUGGUAAAUGAAAUAUCACAGCUUGAAGAUGCUCGAAAGUUUCAUCUUUCUUUAUACUCAAAGGCGGAUGAUAACCCUUCUUCAGCAGAUGCUUCCAAGAAUGAAUUGUUGCGAGCAAUGGACUUGAGACUCACUGCAUUAACAGAGGAAUUGGCUGCUGUUUUUGACCAAGCUGUUGGCACCAAAUGCUCUUUCGAGGAUAUCACUAACAUAGAAAAUUUCUCUUACUAUUUUGGAGCUGUUGACUUAAGGAACUGUCUGCAGAAGUUUGUUGCAUUGAGGAAGGAGAACACGGAUGGUGGUUCUCCUGGUAAAGAGCCAUCUCUCUCUAAAAACGAUGUCAGGAACGACAAAGCUGGUUCAGUAGGGAGUAAUACAGCUGUGAAAUAUAGUGCCUCGCCUGCGAAAGCUGCUCAGCUUGAGAGGCAAAGCUCAUCAGCAAGUGAGGAAUUGUCUUCGACAAGUGAGGAGGAACAACCGUCGGUGGAAAGGAGUCGGACUCUUUUAAGAGCUGCAACACCAAGGAGGUCUGCAUCUCCGAUGCGAAGAGUCCAAAUUGGGCGCUCUGGAUCACGACGAUCCACUGCUUUAACAAUAAAGAGUCUGAAUUUCUUUCCUGCCAGGGAAAGGUCAGUCUCUCAUAGAGAUGAAUAUGCAAGCGGUUCUGAUGAGGAAGACCGUGAGCAAACCUCAAAAAAAUCUGAGAACAACAAUGUACAAAGAAUGAGUGUGCAAGAUGCAAUUAAUCUUUUCGAAAACAAACAGAAAGGUCAAGUAGUAGAUUUUCAGAAGACAAAGUCAUUAUUGAAUGUCUCAGUUGCUAAUAAAGCGGUAUUGAGAAGAUGGAGUUCAGGGGUGUGUGAAAGUGCUAAUCCCGUAAAUGUUGCCAAUAAAUUGGAAGACCAAGAAAUUGAGCGCGCUUCAGAAAUGAAGCCAGAAUCUUAUCCUACUCCCGAGAUCUCUGGUGCUGAGGCUGCUGACAAUGAUUGCAAAUCAAACUUACCUGAAGAAAGAGCAGCUAGUCCAGACGAAAUGAGGAAGGAAUCUCUCCCUAACCAAGAUGACGAAGCAGGUCAGAAAUUAAAUGCGUCAGUCGAAUGGACUCGAAAAAAGGAAGCAGAACUAAACCAGUUGCUGACAAGAAUGAUGGAAACCAAGCCUACCAAAUAUCAGAACUUGACACCUAGUGAUAGCAAACCUCAACGUCUUUCCAAUGAGCGUAAAGGUGGUUUCUAUGAUCAUUACAAAGAAAAGAGGGAUGAGAAACUUCGUGGUGAAACUACCAGGAAUCAAGCAGAGAAGGGAAAGCAAUUUAAAGCACUGCAGCAAAUUCUUGAUGAGAGAAAAGCUGAGAUGGUCUCAAGAAAAGCGAGUAAUGAUAAUAAAAAAUCAAAUAUAAAGAGAACGCAGAAAGCAGUGAAGAACUUACCUGAAUCUGCCAAUCCCAGAAGUGGAACUCCUAAUCCUGCAAUUGUAAAGAGAGUUCCAUCAAGAACAUCACCGUUGCCAGCAACUCGCAAGUCAUGGCCAUCUGCACCUUCACCAAAAACUCCUGCAGGUACUACACCUACUCGUAGAAUAUCGCAGCCAGCGCCAACUGCUCCUCAGUCAAGCCAAAAGGUUGAGAGAUUACAACCAAAGACCGUGAGAGCAACAGAGAAUGGUACCAAAAAGACUGUUAAAGGUGUAAGUGAAAAGAAGUUUGAAACUAUGACAAAAACUAGCAAACCUAGAAGAUCCAAAGUUCAGCCUGCUUCUGAAGAUUCUGCUUCCUCAACCAAACCUAAGCUCAGCAAGGUAACAAAGAAAAGUAGUGUGGUGCCUCUGGAAUCAAAGGAGUCAAAGCCUUUUCUUCGUAAGGGCUCACGCACUGGAUCGGUGAUAAAGGUUAAAGUUUCAUCUCAGCCUGAAGAGUGUGUGAUGGACUCUGUAGAUUUGGUUCAAACGGAAGAGAAAGAGAUGGCUUCCGUUUCUUUUGAAGAUUUAAAAGUCCAUGAGGAUAAAGCAUCUGAAGCUCAGGCAAAGAGCCCCCAGAAAUGUGAAAAUACCGAAAGUUUUGACACGGUCACUCCAAAUGAGACAGAUGAUUUUGGAAGGAUUGAAGAUUCUACACCAAAGACAGAGGUCGAAGGAGAACCAAACUUCUCACCUAAUGCCUGGGUGGAAAUAGAGGAGCACGAGGAUCAGUCUUUUCCAAGUAAUGAUGAUAAUGACUCUCCGGGGGAUGUUGCUGCACCUGUAAGAAUCUCAAGUCCACGAGUUCGUCAUUCUCUUUCUCAAAUGCUGCUCGAAGACAACAGUGAUGAAACUGAUGUCAUUGACUGGAGUAAUGCUGAGAAUCCACCAACCAUGAUCUAUCAGAAGGAUGCACCUAAAGGUUUAAAGCGGCUUCUGAAGUUUGCUCGGAAGAGUAAAACUGAUGCAAAUUCAACUGGUUUUUCAAGCCCUUCUGUCUUUUCUGAAGGAGAGGAUGAUCUAGAGGAUUCUAAAAUUCUUACUAAGAGAAGUUCUGAAAAUCUACUGAAGAAGGCUACACUUCAUGCAACUGAUCUGUCUGCACCAACUAGUACUGGCAAAAUUGCUGCUCAGAAAUUGCAAGAGGGCCAUAUCUCAGCUUCAGCGACUACAACAAAAGCAACAAGAUCAUUCUUCUCUCUUUCGGCAUUCAAAGGGAGCAAACAAAAUGAUGCCAAGCUUCGAUGACCAUGAAUCUGAGUGCUCGUGUCUGUUUCGUUGUUUCCUUUUUAGCCAUCAUUUGAAAAAAAAUAAAUUGUUAGAAUUAUCCUCUCCGUAUCCUCUGCACACUUAGAGUUAAGCACAAUCGUGCACGAUGUAGAUUCACUGUUAGAAACAUAGUUUUUUUUGUAGUAUAAAUCUCACAUUUGAUUCCUGAUUCGAACACAGAAGAGGCUCUUGUUUAUAUUCCUAAUAGAGUAUUGCAAAUAUUACUUAAAA